AUGACCAAAAACACGCCCAAGACAAUAGCUCAAGCCACCAACCCAGACAUUCUCAUCCUUGGCUUGGGAUGGACGUCCCAAUUUCUUCUCCCACUCCUGAGAUCGCGCGAUAUCUCUUACGCCGGCACGACCCGCUCAGGCCGCAACGACAGCAUCCCACUCACAUGGGAUCCCUUCUCCGACAGCGUUUCCAACCCUAACAGCAUCGAAAAGUUUUCUUGCCUGCCAGGUGCUAAGACAGUGCUGAUCACAUUUCCACUUGGUGGUCGUGGGCGCGAGAGCAUCCGAACUUUUCUCGAAAUAUAUUUCUACACCCACAAAGCGAGUGAGAAGACGCGAUGGAUCCUCUUCGGUAGCACAGGCGUCUUCAAAGGCGAGCACUGGAAUGAUGAGACUUCUCCACAGGACGAAAGCAGUGAGCGGUGGCUUGCUGAAGACCAGCUGUUGUGCCAGGAGAAGGAGAAUGCGUGUAUACUCAACCUGGCGGGUUUGCAUGGCGGUGAGAGGCAGGUGAAGAAUUGGAUUGUGAGAGUUGCGAAGACGAAGGAAGCUGUGAAGGGGAAGACCGUUGUCCAUCUGGUGCAUGGACUUGAUGUCGCGAGGGCGGUUGUGCUUUGUCUUGAAAAUUGGGAGAGUGUCGAUAGAAACAGGUAG
Bacidia gigantensis is the source of this 654-nucleotide messenger RNA. RefSeq lists its product as uncharacterized. The transcript has a single exon. Lineage: Eukaryota; Fungi; Ascomycota; Lecanoromycetes; Lecanorales; Ramalinaceae. The coding region runs from base 1 to 654 and encodes 217 amino acids. The record is from RefSeq and is a predicted model, not a curated record.